Molecule: messenger RNA, 2310 nt
Organism: Haliotis rufescens (red abalone)
Lineage: Eukaryota; Metazoa; Mollusca; Gastropoda; Lepetellida; Haliotidae
Exons: 2
Coding region: 169-2091 (640 amino acids)
Biological process (GO): regulation of DNA-templated transcription
Molecular function (GO): DNA binding
Source: RefSeq, a predicted model, not a curated record
UUGUGACAGAGAGGCCUCUAUCAGAGUUGAUAUCCAUUGCUAGGAUUUGGGUAUAUAACCCCAGGUUUCACAUCCAGUCAUCAUUCAACUCUGCUACUUGCACAGUUAUACAUUCAAAGCUCAAACAGUGAUUCAGAGAUUUGAGGUUCUGGUAUUAUUACUUGUAUCAUGGCAUACAUGCAUACUGACCGACCAAGGACGAUUGAUACCAAGACUCUGCUCCAGUUCUCCCCACUCUUCAUGGCUCCUAGUCUGACCAGUCUUAGAUCGGAGCUUUCAAUGGCCGAGUCAGCAUCUGCUGCCUUGUCGCACAGCUUCAACUCUCACAUCCCUGCCAGCCACCUACCAACAGUUGAUCACAUGCGGCCCUCCCAAGUUGCCAGAUCUCCAACCGGUACCAUUAUGUAUGGGAUGACAUCUACACCUACCACCAGUGCCAGCCAUAUAGCAGCUCCUUCUCCACUGUACCCUUCCAUGCAGACUUCCAGGACGUCUCUACCCCACCCAGCACCCAUGAUGCCCCUACCCCAUCCAUCACCACUGGCUUCCUUUACCAUGCCACCAGCUCCGUCCUACCUGGCCCUGUCUGCGCUCACUUCAACACCACAGUCUGCCCAGAUGUCCACCCUGCCGCAUACCCAGGGGUAUUCCCCCUCCAUGACCACCCCAGCGACACAGCCACUGUCUCUGCCACCCAUGCUCCCCACCCCACAAGCUCAGUUGCCAGCCCUAGAGAACCCAAGCUGCCUCAACAGACUUCAGAGCAAUCCCAUGUUCCAAGACCUUCAGAAGCUUUUGUCACAGGAGUGCAGACACCUACAGGUGCCAGCCAGUCUCAUCACAACAAGUUGGAAUUCCCAUCAGCUGCUUACUCCUUCAACUGUUGACACCAACCAAAGAGUUGCCUCCCUUCAUGCUGCUCUCCAGGAUGAGUUCCUGCGUCUCCAUGCCGACACAACCCUCCGUAGUGACAGCCAGCAACUUGAACAUUACUACUGCACUGAGGUUGGCCGUGUUGAGAUGGAACGUUACCAGGCCCUGCAUGCCGUCCACUGCUCAGAACACCAGAAGUACUCCAUCAACAUCCACUUUGACAACGAGAGAAUCUCCCUUUGCCAGCACCUUGACAAGGAGAUCCAGCAUUUGAAGCUCACAAAGAACUCAAGAACUGCUCCCACCCACCAAGAUCGCCUGUCUCCCAUCAGCGACAUGUCCAGCCCCCUCACACCACCAUCCCUUCUUGAUUCUCCCGCUGAGUCCAUCCCAUCUGCACAGAAGAGUUUCAACAUUGUCGACUUCCUGUCACCCAGCUUGAUUGUUGACACAUCUGCCAAGUCACCAGAUUUCUCUGGAUCUGUUGCCGAAUCCUUCACCAAGAACUUGUCUGCUGACUCGGGGAUCCACAGCCAGGAGUCCUCCCCUGAGACCAGCCACCGUACAGUUACCUCCCCUGUUGAGCCAGUCACCUCCCCUGUUGAGACCACAGUCAGUGAAAACACCCUGGAAAACCAUACCGGCCGUCUUCUGAAGUCUGACACGACCCGCAUCCUUACUGAGUGGUACGAGGCCCACAUCAAGUAUCCCUACCCAAGUGACGAAGAUGUCAAGCAGCUCUCUGACAUAGGAGGGAUUAAGCCUGCACAAGUCCGCAAAUGGCUGGCCAACAAGCGUGUGCGUUCCUUCAACACACUCUCCAUCACAGGCAAUGACCAUCCCAUCAAGUACAAGUACCAAGGACGUCCCAAGAAAACGGAUGCUGCAGCUCCCAGUAACCGUCGCUCCCAGUACAAGCUCCUGACUCCGGCUGCCAAGAAGAUCCUCACUGAUUGGUACGACAGUCACCAGGAGAACCCCUACCCCACAGAGGAAGAGAAGGACGAGCUUGCCGACAUUGCACAAAUAUCCAGCGCCCAGGUCAAGUCAUGGUUUGCCAACAAGCGGAGCCGCAACAACAACACGAGGAAGCAGAUCCCCAACUACUUCAUCAAGAAGUACCCCAGCUACACCCCCAUUGUCGAGAUGGUGGGACAGAUGAGAGCGGCCAAGAAGCAGACCAAGUUUGAUAAUGUUCGUGUUUCACUCUUCCAGUGAACUAUUACUGAUUGUUGAUUGUUAAAGAAAGUCUUUGUUAUUGUUGAUAUGCUAUAGUGCUUUUGUUGACAUGUCUGUAUAUAUGUAUAUACCUGCAAGCUAAGUGAAUGUGAAAAACUGUUCACAGUUCACAAUACUUUGUAAAUACAGUAUCUGUUUUUCAUAUUAAUGAAAUAAAUGUGAAUCGAAAUGAACAUUUCGUUAGCUAAUGUUUUCUUU